Messenger RNA from Exophiala spinifera, 2439 nucleotides. RefSeq lists its product as uncharacterized. The record is from RefSeq and is a predicted model, not a curated record. Gene Ontology annotation, cellular component: Ino80 complex. Lineage: Eukaryota; Fungi; Ascomycota; Eurotiomycetes; Chaetothyriales; Herpotrichiellaceae. The transcript has a single exon. The coding region runs from base 1 to 2439 and encodes 812 amino acids.
AUGACUUCUCGUGAACCCUCAGGAGCGCCUUCGGACGCCGAUACUAUCGACGAGCCCGCGGAAGAAACAAAGCCAGACGUUACUGAGCUUGAACAGGAGCAGUCUCAGCUGGAAGAAGACGCUCCAUCCAUCUCAACACCUACAAGUGUACGGCGCACUGCCCGUUCGCGAGUGUCUACUGGCAGGAAAGCGAAGCCCAGAAAGUCUGCGGCAUGGAUACAAGAACAGUUUCAGGAAGCCACAGAAGAUGAAGGCAGCGUCGUGUCUGUAUCCCACUCAAGGACCAAAAAGUCUGAGGCAAGCCCCGAGUCCGAAGCCAGGACUGUGGGGACUGCGGUCGGAACUAGAAGGCAAGCGAACGGGACGGUUGGGUCCGUCUACUCUGGCAGCAAGAUCAGACACAUCAAGAAACCCGAUGGCGAGCCAUUAUACCGCAAGGAGAUUCAGUACCAGUUCUUGACGCGCGUCACUGCCGACACAAAACCAGUCUUCACCCGAUUGAGUGAUGGCAAACUAGGCUGCACAUUUCUCGACAUCUACGUUGACUGCAUGGCGCGGAGCUCCAAGACAAGCAAGAUCCUCAAAGACCGACUACAGAUCGAUCGACAAGCGGCGCAGAACAUGGCCAUGAUCUGCUUGUUGGUGAAUGUUGGCCGCAUGAACACGACUUUGAACUUCUUCCCUGAGAUGAGAGCUCAGCUGAGGACUUACCACUCCAUCCCAUCUUUGCAAGCUUACAAGAGUCAAAGAGAUUAUAAGUCACUACAAGAUGCACCAAGACUCAAGAGUAUCCUGAAAGGCGCCAGCGAAGACACCGAUGAACCUCGGACUCUGGAAGCCCUUAAAGCCAAACCGGUUCCCCGGACAAACCCAGUCAACCUCAUAUUUGUCCUCUCACAGUCUGCACCCACUAUCAGUGAAUCUCAUUUCACAGAUAAAGUCGACUUCUUCGAUUUAGCCAUGCGGCACACUAUCAGCUCUGAAAGCAGAGCUCGGGCAUUUUUAUGGCUCAUGUGGUGGUAUCUCGAAUCUAAUUUUACGAAAGCAGACGCCCUGAAUAACCCCUACGGCCCGGGUCAAUAUAAAGAGGGCGAGGACCCUAAUGACGCUGACACAGUGCCUCUUUUGGUUCCUGACUUGGUCACCAUUACUCCAGAAGAAGGAGACAAAGAGAACGAGGACCCUGAAGAGGAGCUUGCCUUCGGGGACAGAAUGCGAGAAGAGAGAAGGCGAAUAAUGCUGGAAGUUGCGAACGAGCCGCCUCUCACAAUGGUGGACCCCGGAAAUCCCGAUCACAAGGCCGUCAAGCGGUUGAAGAGGGGCGCUCUCUAUGGUGAUGAUGAUUCUUUUGUCUCAGACGUGGACUCACGAGCAAGUCCCGGCGUUGCGACCCCGGAAGCCCACCAUGGGCCGAUCAUGAGUAGCAUGCUUGGUGGACAGGCCGAUAGUCUUGAUGACGACUGGGAAGUCUUUGAUCCGCAUCCAGGUCGCGGACGAUACAAGCGUGUGAGAGGCAAAAACACGCCUUCACGAGUUAGAGGGGGCGGUGCUAGCGGCAGGCAGACCGACGGUCGCAAGAGCCUCGCCAAGGCACGAGAUGGAGGUACUCCAGACACCGUCGAUCGGUUACGGGGUACCCCACAACCCUUUCAAUCUGGUCAUGGUAAUCACACAGCGAUCUCCCAAUAUGGCUCUCAUCGAAACAAGAAAGAAAUUGACAUACUCGCUGUCCGCCCUGGUGAGCCUGGAUCUAAUACAAUAAAGUCGAGGGCUCGAACCGGAUACCAACGUGAACUCGAGGAGCAUCGCCAACGUCGCGUUGAAUGGGCUCUGAGAAGACGACGCAAAGAGACGCUGAAAGUAUCUCGACAGCUGAGAGAGGGCGGAAAAUGGCUAUUGAAGGUUGCCAGACGGGUCCAUGAGCUUCCCGGCGCGUAUGACAGUGAAGAAGAAGCGGAAGAGCAUGGAGGAGUUAGCUUCGGUGGCCUGCUAGGGCGCCGAUGGGUCGGACAACCCCUCGAUACCGAUCGAGGUGUUCCUGCCGGCUAUGAACCUGAUGAUCACGGAGAAGAGGCCGAGAUGUGGAUGAAAAUCAUGAGGCGAACUAGCCGGAGGCUCGAGGUCUGGGAUGGUGACAGAGACAUCGAAAUCUACCAUGCUCGUAUGUAUCGUCCCCAAUUCGCUGGGACUGCAGCUUCAGAAUCAGUUGCUCCAGCUCUUACCAACGCAUCACGAAAGAAGAGUCGCAAGGUCCAGUCACCAUCCCAGUCAACGUUGACUCGCUCCAGAAGAGGCGCCGCGGUCGCUCGGACAGGCCAAGAUCUCAACGAUGAAAUCACUCAAGAUCUACUCGCGGAACGGAGCGACGAAGACAUGGAUGACGACUCAGUCGGUGCGGAGGCCGAAGAUAACGAUGCCAGCGACAUGGAUAUGGAUUAA